Messenger RNA from Notolabrus celidotus (New Zealand spotty), 5650 nucleotides. RefSeq names its product cytochrome b561 domain-containing protein 1 (gene cyb561d1). The transcript has 3 exons. The record is from RefSeq and is a predicted model, not a curated record. Gene Ontology annotation, molecular function: transmembrane monodehydroascorbate reductase activity. NCBI's taxonomy places the organism in Eukaryota, Metazoa, Chordata, Actinopteri, Labriformes, Labridae. The coding region runs from base 955 to 1656 and encodes 233 amino acids.
GUGUGGCUCAAUGGUGACGUCCCUGAUUCCGAAAUUAAUUAUAAAACUAAAGUUUAAUCCGAUGUGAAGUUAGCAGAGGAGAAAGAUACGUAUCAAGAAAAGGGAGGAAAUGGAAGCAGAUCAUCGCUGCGUCAUAAUCUGUGUCGUCAAACCAGGAAGUAAAAUCAAAACACGAGCAGUAGUCAAGAGUAGAAGUACGAAGCUGACAGUCCGCAGUUAUUUUGGACUUGUUACAGACCCCACUGGAUAACUUCACACGGCUCAAAGGUUUCAUUUAGUGGAGAAAACGUGACUUACAUUUCGAGCCAACGGACAGUAAACGGACGAAUCCUAUCAGAGCGCGUGCGUCACAGAGCGCGUUAGAGAGCAGCGGAUUAUUUAUGUUUCUACAUUAAACUCACCAAACAUUUUUUUUAUUUCAUCUACAGUCGGAUUAUAUUAUUAUUAACGGGGAUUAACGUUUCAAUUUAUUUAGUUAAGUAUUCAAAAAUAAAACACUAAAACCGGAAAUUAAUCGAUUUUUCCUUUUUUUCCACAAUAAAAUAAUCUAUCAUACACGGGUUUUAUACAGAAGGCUCUGGGAAUUAUAAUUCAAAAAAUGAAGACAAAACGAUUUUAAAAAGGUAAUUAGUAAAAUUCUCCUUAAGUUUCACCGCGAUUAAAUAUAUAUUUGGUACCGUUGGGAUGAGCGUUAUUUUUCUGGACUCUUAUUGUGAUAGGGCGUACACCGUAAGUCGUCAUUGUUUGUUUGUAACUAAACACAGGUAGUGUGUGUUUAUGUGUCCGGUCCGGUGCUCCUCAGGUCAGCUCUCACCUUCUUACCAAACUAUAAUGGAGCUCGUGGAGUGCUUCCACAGCGCGUGUGCCUCAUCUCUCCGUUUCACUGCACCUGUUCUCGUCGCGCGGGUCGUCUGCAGGUAGCCCGGCAGGUGUAGUGGUGCGCGGCUGAGCAGCAUGCGGUCCGAUGUGGAGUACAGCCCGGUGGGAGAGGGGCUGGGGAUGCGGGACUUCUGGCUGUAUGUGUGGAUGCGGAGGGUGGCGGUGAUAGCGGCUCAUGUCACCGGAGUCGGGCUGACCAUCAUCAUCUCCCUGCUGUCCAGACCCGGAACCAGUCUCUUUUCCUGGCAUCCAGUGUGCAUGUCUGUUGCAUACUGCUUCUGUUUGACUGAAGGCAUCCUCCUCUUCUCGGCUGAAGGAUCUCCCUUCUGCUGCAAAUCUCGGAAGAACAAAGUCUGUCUCCACUGGUUCUGUCAGGCUCUGGUUCUGAUCGUGGCGGGCACUGGGGUGGGCUUCAUGGUGGCCAGUAAGAACGUGUCAGAGCUCCCUCACCUGGUCACCUGGCACAGUAUACUUGGCGUCAGCACCCUGACCGCCACCAUCCUCCAGGCGGCAUUCGGUGUCUGUGUGAAGUUCCCUAAGCUGCUGCAUCUCUCCGCCCCCCCACCCAGAUUGAAGCUGUACCACGCCACAUGCGGCCUGGUGGUCUACUUGCUGUCCACGGUCACCGUGGUGUUGGCUAUGUUCUCAGACUGGUUCCAGGCUACGGUCAGAGGGAUCGCCUGGUGGGCCUUCCUGCUGCUGCCCCUCUUCCCCGCCCUUGUGGUGAUGAACCAGAUCACCAACGCCUACUUGCCCCGCAAGAAGAUCACUAGCUAGGGUGCACAAAGCGUUAGGCACUCAGCUACCAUACUGGAUUCACCAUGUACCUGGAUGUACACGGGAUCCUAUGGAGUCCUCCACUGAAGCUGCCUCUGAAGAUGAAAAAACUCAAGCAAAAAACUCCACAUGCUGCUUUUCCUUUAGACAUGAGAAAGAGGAGAACAUGGACUACAACACAGCAGUUACUGAAACCAGGACAUCCUUAUCUGUCAGAGUGGUCUGCUUAAAGCUAGGGUUGGUAGUCUCGGAAAACCAGCAUGAAUUUGAAUGUAGCUUUUCCUCAUGACUCCGUCUAACCCCUCCCCUCCUCCCUCGGAGCUCCUCCAAAACGACGCCCCCCCCCCCCCCCCCCCCCCGCUCACAUGCACGAGCGCCGCUGAUUCUCGACCAUAUGAUGGUGACUGAUUCAAAACCGGUCCUCACCACAACAUCAUCAUAGUGAAAGUUAAAAACACAAACAAACAUGGCUGCUGUUAGUACUCACAACUAUCAUGCUAGCAUUAUCCAGUUGUACUGGUGACACGAUAUCAGGAGAAAAGUUAUAACACAUAUAAUACUGUAACAACUCUACUGUUUGUUAAACGUGUUCAGUGUAGAUGUUCUUAAUUCCUACAGUGUUGACGGUCAGUGAAGGCAUCAGGAGAGGUGUAGAGUGUGUAAGUGGGAGAGAGGAGAGACAAGAGGAGAAGUUCUUCAUUCAUUCAAACAUUGAUUUAUGUUUUGUUGGUUGGCGUGAUCACGACCGACAGUGACCGGUUAUUAAAACUAAACGUGUUCACGAAUCGGCUCGUCAUCACUACAGCGUCCGGACGGACGCUACAAUAAAUAGAUAUUUUCUGUAGGACUUACUGAACGUCAUUAAUUAUUCUGCUUGUUGGUGAGAGCUUUUUAGACUCUGAUCCGGACUACAGUCCUGAGCAAAGUACCUCAUCAGGUCAGAGGGGACAGGCCCGAGGACGAGCGAGAGGGGCAGUCAGUAAAGUCAGGGGAAGUAGAGGCAGGAGACGGGGACUCGGAGGAGUGCACGCCGGGGAAAUGUACGCGCAGGAGGAGGGCAGAACGGCUGGACAGGAUUUGAUUGGUUUAAAAUUUGGGGAGCCAAAAAUCGGUGAUUGGUUGGUGUUUUCCCAGGUUAACUCCGGCUGUAGAUAGCAGCUUUUUUUCACUCUUUUUUAAGAAUACAUUAUGUAUUGAUUGCCAUCAGGACAUAAAGAUCAUUUUUACCAGUAUAACAAAAAGUGUAUCUAAAUCUGAUUACCAACCCCAGCUUUAAAAUCACAGAUCGGUAUAAGAAGUGGAAAAAGCCUCAGUGAUGUCAUCCAUUGUUGUGUUGUGUAGAGGGCGAAGCUGGACAGCAGUAAGGGGUUCAAAUACACAACUUAUCAACUAAGACUAGCGCUGGCUCGGUUAGCGAGAUGUAUCCAAAGUUAGCAGAUAUAUACAAUAUCUUUAAAAAGCUGAAACAGGCUUUAAACAAAAUGUACUCACUGAUAAACUUAUCUACUCCUUAGACUGAACUUACAAUGAAUUAAUGAGUGCUGGACUCCUUUAUUAUACAUUUUAUCCUGAUUUAAAACAUAUAUGUUAAGAACACAGUGUGUUGAGGAAGACCAAAAACUAAGAACUGAGCCUUUUAUCUCAGGUAAUAACGGAGAGAAGCUACAUUUUCUACAUGUAGUUUCAAACAGUAGAACCAUUAGAGUCGCCCCCUGCUGGUCAUUUAAAAGAACACAGAUUUGAGGCUUCAGUCUUCUGACCCUGAAGCUCCUGGGAGGACGUUUCGACGUUCAUGGCUCCCCGUGUGGAGAAAGCUUACAUCUUCUCUCUUUGCUGAAUUUGUCCUGAACAUGUCAGUAAUUAUUUAUUACAAAAAGCAUCAUCCUGCAGUUUUCUGCAUCCGUCAGACGUUUCCCUCACUUUGAAUCUCUGUGGUGGGAAGAUUUCAAGAUUCUCCUGAGGGUCUGUUUGGCCUUGUAUCUCAUAGAGAGGCAUCAGUGUUCAUUUGAAGUCUGCUUCAUAACUAAGCGGAUUUUUUUUUUCUAACGGAACAGUUCAGAAGAUAUGAGUUUUUGCCCAAAUAAGGACAUGACUGACUUGACUGACAGGCGGGAACACAUAGCUGUUGGCUAGGAGGCUCAAUCCCCGUUUUUUUACCUCACACUAUGCCUGGUUGAGUUCAGCAUUACCAAUAUGGCUGCCGCUUACGAUUGGCUUCAAAACAAUGCUCAGGAACAGUCUAUGUUCAUAACCUGCUGAAAUCUCCUCACAGGAGCUUUAAGGCUGUGUCCACGUCUUAUACAUGGUCUUUACUUAGAGCAUGGCCCUAGUGGCCAGUAGAAGAACUGCAGCUUUAAGUACUAAAUAUUUUUGCAUUUAUGACGUCUUCAUGCUCUGACUGAAGUAAGAAGCAUAUAUAUAUUCACAAAGAGCAAUCGCUAGAGCUCUACCAUUGUGGGAGAUUCUAGAUUAUUGCUGGGAGGACAUCUCGGAUUAGAAAUUUCAGUCAAAGGAGUAUUUCACAUUAUCUGAUCAUGUCAGUAGUUUCAGGUGCAGACUGCUGUCAUGACGCUUUGAAUCACAUGCUUUAGACAGCGCUGAAAGUAAAGCAAGUUACUGAAUCCGAGUUCAACUCUGCAUUAGAUUUACUACAACAAAUACUUGAAUACAGGAGCAUAAUGUAAAACAUAAUGUCUGAUUAUGAUAGUGUAUAUCUAUAAUCUGUCAUAUCAUUCAGAUUAUGUUGGUCAACAUAUCAGUCAAGCGCUACUAAUGUUACUAUGUACAACACAGGAUGACCACACUCCACAUGUACACACAUGAAACACCUGACACAGGUGAUUCUUAAAGACUACUGAAGGCCAGCACGUACUGAGGGCUCCAUGUUUAUGGAAAUAUUUGCAGCCAGAGUCUAACAGAGUGUACGCAGACUAGUUUCUGAUGAAGCACCUACUGCUGCGUGUGAUGACACAGCGUCAGCUAUGACGGGGCUGUUAUUAGUUAUAUUCCCGCCUGUAUGUUAUUUAUUUUUCCUUUUCUGAUGUUUUUAUGUUUUAGUUUUUGUCCGUUAAGAGGUGUGUACAUGUAGCAUAUUCACAAGUUCAAUCAAUAUGUGAGCAACAGUGUGUUGUUGACGAUCGGAUGUGAAACAAUGAGAUGUAGAUGAAGAGCUACAUGUAGAACCUCUUCCUCCUGAGAUACUGUUAUCUUUUGUUUGUGUGCACAUGUGACCGCUUUCUGUUUUCAAGUUUUGGUCUUCUUUCCAUAUCUUUGUGUUUUAUUUUGUUUACUUUACUAAAGAAAAUGUUCAACCAAACCUAUGCUUACCAUAAAAGACUGAAGGGAUCAUCUGCCAUCCCUCCAAGAACUGAGGUACCAAAAUAGAACCAACCUCCUCCUUCAUGACUGAAAGAGCUGGAGCUAGAGUCAUCACUGAAGAGUUCAAUUAAAAGACAUGAAAAUGAAAUUAAAGAAAACCUUUCAUCAAGUUCCAGUUAAUGUCACAAGUUAAGAACGUAUCCACACAUUAUGAAAAACAGAACGAGCUCUGAAGUGAACUCUUAUUACAGAAAACAGGGUAGAUAAAUACACAGAUGUAUGUCCACUUGGGUCUUCCGUAGGCAGCUGCAGGUCCUUUUAUUUGACGUCUGAUAAUCAAGACACUGGGUCAGAGAGAUGAAUGUGAACGACUUUAAAAUGAUGUAAGAGAAUCUGAUCCACUGAGACCAAAUGGAUGUACCAGUCCUCUCGCACCUUAACUCAAUCAUUUAUUUGUAGCUCAUGCAAACAUAAAUCUGGAGUCUCUUUUUUUAAAUAUUAGCAAAACUGUUUUCAAACUACAAACAGAGUCUUUGUUCAGCUUCUUUCUCAGGACUUUUCUGUGUGAGCGGCUCAGAGUGUUACUGAAGACGUCAGACUGAGUUGUGGGUUUGCAUUUAUAUGAUCUGUUUCUGCUACCUGUGAACCUUCUGUAAUAAACACAUGACAAACUGCA